Micropterus dolomieu (smallmouth bass) is the source of this 4146-nucleotide messenger RNA. It is a transcript of the gene tnxba, whose product is annotated as tenascin XBa. The transcript has 14 exons. The coding region runs from base 909 to 3818 and encodes 969 amino acids. The record is from RefSeq and is a predicted model, not a curated record. Gene Ontology annotation, molecular function: protein binding. NCBI's taxonomy places the organism in Eukaryota, Metazoa, Chordata, Actinopteri, Centrarchiformes, Centrarchidae.
CCAAUGCUGUUUUCACCCUGUCAAAACCAAAAACCACUGCUGCUCUUGCCAAACAGGCCAUUCGCCCAACCCUAAAGCUAAACACAGUCAAUCAGACUGUUUUACCCACUCCAGUGACCACCAAAAGCAAGCCCAGCCCAGCAGUAAUUCAAACCACUCCGUCAGCAGCAGUAAAGCCUACUCCAAUCAGUGGCACCAUCACCAACAAAGACAAGCACACGGUCCCAGUCAAUCAGACUGUUUUAACUAAAUCUCCCUCAGCCAGUGAAGUGAAGGCUACCAAAGACAAGCAUGCUCCCACUCCAGCCAGCAGUGCUAAAACCAUAAAAGACAAACUCCAAACUUUAGUCAAUCGGACUGUUUCAAUAAAAUCUCCUUCAACUAGUGAUGGAAAAGCUACCAAAGACAAGCAUGCCCCCACUCCAGCCAGCAGUGCUAAAAACAUAAAAGAGAAAAUCCAAACUUCAGUCAACCAGACUGUUUCAAUAAAAUCUCCUUCAACUAGUGAUGGGAAGGCUACCAAAGACAAACAUUCCCCUGCUCUAGCCAGCAGUGCUAAAACCACAAAAGACAAACUCCAAACUUCAGUCAAUCAGACUGUUUCAAUAAAAUCUCCUUCAUCUAGUGAUGGGAAGGCUACCAAAGACAAGCCUGUCCCCAGUGUAGCUCAAAAUGUUCAGUCAACAUCCUCAAAGUCUGUUCCUGUCAGUAGUGGUAAAACCACCAAAAACAAGCCCACAGCCUCUGUCAAUCAGACUGUAGCUAAAUCGCCCCCUACCAGUGAUGUGAAGAACUCCAAAGAAAAGCCUGCCCCUGCACAACCAAUCAAGGUGGUCAUCAGUGAUGGCUGUGAAUCAAGCAACACCAAGGAGCAGGAACUGAAGCUGAAGCCUGGCACUCCUUUGGUGAUGACGCAUAAGAUCAGCUUGUUGCCUGGUGGCUGCACUGGGGGAUGUGAGGCUGAGAUGGCUACGCUGAAAGGACGUCUUGCCCGACUGGAAAGAGAGAUGUCCGCCCUAAAAGAGAAAUGUCCAUGUUCUGCAAAUUGUCCAAAAGACUGUAGUGGCAAUGGAGAAUGUCAAAAGGGGAAAUGUAUCUGCCAACAGGGAUUCAUGGGUCCAGACUGCAGUAAAUGUACACAAGGAGUUGAGUGUAAUAAAAAAGCUGCCAAAGCAAAGGUAAAGUUAACUGUGGAAACAGUGACCGUACAGGCGAAUAAAGACAAGGAAAACCUGCAGGACAAAACCACCAAAGUAGAGCAUGCACUCUUCCAGAAGGUGGAGCAGAAGACGGUGUCUGAAGCCAAAGAGACUGACACUAAACCCAAAGUGGUUACUAAUGCUAAAGCAGGUCUUAAUAAAACACAAUCAAAACAAGAAGCCUCUGUUAAGAAAAUAACUAUUAAGGACUCUUCAAGUGCCUCAAAGACCAGUCGCCCAAAUGUCCGUCAAGAUCUGUUGAAACAUGAGGGAAGAAAGCAUGAAGAGGCCCGCAAAGGCAAACCGACAGUCCUGAGCUCUAAAAAGUUCCUCCAAAAAACUGACAGUAAAACAAAUCGUAAUUCUGAACAACUAAAAGACGAACCUCCAACCAAGAUAACCCAGAUUAACAUGAAGAAAUCUAAUGGCACAGCUAAAAUUGUGACCAUUCUGUCCAAGGUUGUGGGAACAAACAAAACGAGAGCAGGGAAGGAGACCUUGGAGCAGUCCACGCUGGCUGAGAAGAAUGUAACUCAGUCAUCUGUACAUAAACCCCCUAAGAAAGUGCAGUCUGUUGACAACAGAAGCACUGAAGCUGGCAAAACUGGAAAAGAGAAAGUUACACAGAAGAGUCAGUAUUUAGUUAAUGCAACCAUUGCAGCAACACCAGGCGAGGCUCGAAUGCAGAACAAAACAACUGUCAGUGGCUCGGGGAACGCAAAGAGGAUGGGAGGAUCUGGAUUAGGUUCUGUAAAGGUUGUAAACGUCUCAUCCUACAGCUUUACUGUCACGUGGUCAGCACCACAAGGGAUGUUCAAGAACUUCACCGUGAUCAGAAGAGAGCCUCGGACAGAGGAUGAUGUAGACGACCAUGAGGAGUUUGAAGAGGAAGCUCUUGAAGGAGACAAGGCCUCCACAGCAAAGAACACAACUGAAGUCCAGGUACAGAGUGAGAGCACCAACACGACUGCUGCCUCUGGUAAAGCUGUUGGAUCUAGAGGCAAAGGUGAAACCAAGAGGAUCUCUAUGGUGGUCCCUGGCAGCGUACGCUCUGUGGAGUUCAGUAACCUUCGGGCAAACACAGGCUAUGUCCUGCACGUAUAUGGUACUGCAACUGAGAGAAAAUCAAAGAUUCACAGAGUAACUGCAAUUACAGGUCCUGAGCCAGCCACAGAGAUGGUUUUCAGCAAUGUAACAGAGUCUUCUCUCAGUGUUUCCUGGUCCAAACCAAGGACCACAUUCGCAGGCUGCAGGGUCACAUUCACCAACAUUGUCACAGGAGAGAGCCGCUUUGUGACCGUGGACUCUCAGCAAUCUUACGUGGUUCUGUCCAAGUUGUCCGCUGGAUCCUCCUACAUAAUUUCUUUAACUACUACAAAAGGCAGAGCGCAGAGUGACGCCCUCACAUCCGUUAUCACCACAGUGCCCGCCCCUCCGACACAUCUACAAGUUGUCAAUGUGACAGAUACCAGAGCUGUGCUGCAAUGGACACCCAGUCUGGGGAAAGUAGACCGCUUCAUCAUCAGCUAUGAGUCCGCCAAGACUCCUAAUGUGACAGUGACAGUGAUGCUCGCCGGAAACUCAGUGGAGCACCAUUUGAGAGGCCUGCAGAGAGGCACCUUGUACACAGUCAAAGUCCUGAGCCAGAAGGACAGUCUCCAGAGUAUGGCUAUCACAACUACAUUUACCACAGCUAAUGUGGUUAAAGCCAGUGAGGUGGGUGCUCGCUCCGCAGUGAUAGCAUGGAAAGCUUCCACUGUUGUUUAUCACAGUUACAGACUGAUCUACCAAGUGGCAGGAGAGGAGACAAAGGAGGUGAUCCUGGACCCAUCCACCACUGAGUACAAGCUGACGGGACUGUUGUCAAUGUCACGCUAUAUUGUUCUGGUACAAGGCGAGAGAGAUGGGCACUACACACCAGUUGUCACCACAGAAUUCAUCACAGGCAAACUGCGUUUCCCCUUCCCUACUGAGUGCUCUCAGGAGCUGCUGAAUGGUGCUCUGCAGUCAGGAGAGGUGGAUAUCUACCCGCAAGGAAAAGAGGGACGAGCAGUCAGAGUCUACUGUGACAUGGAGAGUGACGGAGGCGGCUGGACGGUAUUCCAGAGGAGGAUGAAUGGAAACACAGACUUCUACAGAACCUGGAGUGAAUAUAGUGCUGGCUUUGGAAACCUCAGCGAAGAGUUCUGGCUCGGAAAUGAGCUUCUUCACAACCUAACCAGUGUCGGCCCUGUGAGUCUGAGAGUGGAUUUGCGAUCUGGAAAUGACACUGCCUACGCUCACUACGCCAACUUCUCCAUUGAUUCAGCGGACAGGCACUAUACCCUUACAGUGUCUGGCUACACUGGAACUGCAGGUGACUCUAUGAGGUACCAUAAUGGGCGUCCAUUCUCCUCCCGGGACAAGGACCCUGAUCCUCUGGGGAUCCACUGUGCCAGGGCCUACAUGGGAGGCUGGUGGUACAAGAACUGCUACAAGACCAACCUUAAUGGUCUUUAUGGCAUUAGCAGUAAUAAUCAGGGAAUCGUCUGGAUAGACUGGAAAGGUAAAGACUCCUCCAUUCCUUUCACUGAGAUGAAGUUCAGACCGUCCAGGUUCUCUCCUGCAACUCAUGGCUAAGGAUACAUCAGUCUUCACGGGUUCUCCAACCUGAAAAUCUCACACCUGCUCCAGAAAUCCAGAAGACAGCGGAUCUCACAGUUGCUGCAUGUCACUUUCCAAUUGAAAUUGCAUGUACAGUGGUUUUGAUAGCUAUAAUGACAGCUUUCAGUACCUUUCAUUCACUGUGCAGGAUUUUUUUCUGAUCUGUUUUUUUUUCUCUUCUGGAAACCAAAAGAGUGGAUAAAAUGUAUUAUUGCAACUUUUUGUAUACUGUUCGGCCUGACCCAUGCAUUUCAACAUAGUUUUGUUUUGACUCUAAUACCUUCUUGUGCACCACCAUGGUAUG